AUGGUUCUUUUAGCUGGUGAUAAAUCCGGUGUGUGCCUUUUCAUUUUCCUUUUUUUCUACAAGGAAAACAAAAAAGUAUAUAAGGUAAUAGAGUAUCGCGCUGCUGUUCUCAUACUAGAAACACCAGAACAAUCUUUGAGGCGCCAGCAAAACCGAGAACUUCACCGACUGAGAGUAAAAACCAUGGCGGCACCUCCAGACCUGGACCCUUCCUCCUCCUCCAUAUUCUCCCACAAAAACUCCCGCCUCCCAGACGACUCCGUUUUCUACGCCAUCUUCCCGGACUCCUCCCUCACUUCCACCUCCACCACCGCCGCCUCGCUCCACUCCCUCCACCUCCAAAUCCUCCAAACCCUAACCCCCUUCACCUCCGACUACAUUUGGCAGCACGAGCCCUUCACUCUCUCCCCCUCCGCCACCCCCAAGCCCUCCUGCCUCUGCUCCCCCCACCUCCCUCACCUCCACGGCAAGCUCCGCGUCGGCGACAACCUCGACGACGAGUGGUUCACCGUCUUCCUCCUCUUCCACAUCUCCUCCACCUUCCCGGACCUCUCCAUCCGAGUCUGGGACUCCGACGGCGAGUUUCUCCUAAUUGAAGCCGCCUUUCACCUCCCUCGCUGGCUCAACCCUCAGACGAGCACAAACCGCGUCUUCAUUCGCCGCGGUCAGGUCCAUAUCGUCCCCCGGCACCGCCUCAGGAACCCUAACCUGACAGAGGCGUUGAAUUUCAUUGCGGCGUUUGGUGAGGAGUCGGUUGCGGCUGAGCCGGUGCAGGCUGCGGUGAAGAACCGGAUUUCGGAGUAUCCGGAGAAGGCGAGGAGGAAUAUGCAUGUGGUUAGGGUUAGGGUUCCGCCGGCGGUGGCUCAGGUGUUGAGUCAGGAGCCGUGUCUGGUUGCAUUGGCGGUUGAGGGGUUCUAUGACCGUGACAUUGAUACAAUGAAGUAUGCGGCGAAGAUGGAGAGGUUCUUGAGCAGAGGGAGAGAGGAGGAGUUGGUGUGUAUAUCAGUGAAAAUGUCGAGGGCAAUGUAUGCACAGCUGGUGCAGCAGACGUUUCAGGCGCCGAAAUGUUAUCCGAUGCCGAAUAGGAGUGAUUCGGCAUAUGUGGAGGCUGAAUUGGGGAUGAAGAUUGCGUGUGGGUUGGAGAUGAUGUAUCAGCAUAGGAGAAAGGAGGGGUUGGAAGGGAAAGGGAGUACGUGGGAGGCCUUUAGGGAGAGUUUGGAGAGGAGCGGUUACUUUGAAGGGUUGCUUCCGGGUUCGAAAGAGUACCAGAGGUUGAUGCAGAAUGCGGAGGAGUAUUACCGGAGUAGUGCUUCGUUUUCAAGGGCUAGUGAGAUGAUGAGUGCUCCAGUGAGGCGCAUAGAUGAGAUUCUUGCUUUACCUUAUUCGGUGGAUGAUUUUAAGCGUGUAGAUGUUCCACCUUCUGAUGAUGAUUCUUGGCUUUACAAUGGAGAGGAUGAAUUGAACUCUGAACUUCUACAGAGACAAAAGGAGAUGGAACUUUAUGAUUUAAAACAUAAGAAGAAGCAGAAGUCAAAAGAGCAGGACAAUGUUGGUCCAUCCUCCAGCUCUAACACUGAUGGGUUCAAUCCUGGUGAUAUAGCAAAAACCAUGCAGGCCUUUGUCGAAAAGGUGUCAAGCUACAAGGGAGCUGAGGUUCCUGAGAACAGGAACCUAAAAGAGGUGGACCUUGAUGUGGACCGUUUCUUUAAGGAUGUAGAAUCAAUGAUGAAAAGCCAUGGUGGUGAAGAAGCUACUAGUGAUGAUGAUAUUGAAGAAGGGUCUUCAUCCGACUUGGAUUUCGAUGAUUCAGAAGAUGAAAUUGACAGCGCAGAACUUUCUGAAGAUAUGGAGGAUGGAGAGGAUACUUUCAUGCAUUCUUACUCUGACGCUUUAAAUGAAGAAUUGAAGAGUACUACACUUGAGAAGAGUUUUGUGCGUGCUAAUGAACAAGCCCCAAAGAAAGAUGAGGGAACGUCUAAUGCUACAGAAGAUAUGGAGGAGGAUUUUACUCCUGUGGAUGUGGAUGUGAAUCUGGUAAAGAGUCUUCUUGAUUCCUUCUCUAGCCAACAAGGCCUUCCUGGUCCUGCUUCCAAUUUGCUUGGCCUCAUGGGUUUACAACUCCCACAAGACGACAAAAAGGGCAAAUGAGAUCUCGUCAAGUCUUCCAAACCCACUUCUAUGUUGCUUCUCCAAAUGGAUGGAUCUUUCCAACUCUGUCCCUGUUACUUUUAACUUCCUAUGUAGUGGUGAUUUUGCAGUUAAUGAUCCUCGUCCCUUUUUUUUUCCUUUCUAAAGAGCAUAGUCAGCCAUGUACAUGUUUUUGGGUGGUGAUCACCAGGAUGGUGCAACUUUGUAUGUUGACAUGUGAAUAGUAAAUGCUUUACAGUAAAGAGACGUGUUUGUUAA
This is a messenger RNA of Rosa rugosa (rugosa rose), 2406 nucleotides long. Its product is annotated as protein ecdysoneless homolog. Gene Ontology annotation, cellular component: nucleus. The record is from RefSeq and is a predicted model, not a curated record. Lineage: Eukaryota; Viridiplantae; Streptophyta; Magnoliopsida; Rosales; Rosaceae. The transcript has 6 exons. Bases 1 to 2148 code for a protein of 715 amino acids.